AUGGGGGGUCGAGGGUUCGAUACCGCUCAGGGAAAAUUAUUUUUUAAAUCGUUUAGAUUAGUUCAAAAAUAUUUUAAAAAUGACUACAAAUUGUUUUUAAGAGUUCUCUACAUUGAUAUAGACAUUCAUCAUGGGGAUGGAGUUCAGGAAGCUUUUAAUUUUACUGAUAGAGUGAUGACAGUUUCUUUUCAUCGUUAUGGAAAUUAUUUUUUUCCUGGAACGGGAGAUAUGUAUGACGUUGGAAUGGGGCAGGGACGCUAUUUUUCUGUUAAUGUUCCGUUGCGUGAAGGAAUAGAUGAUGAAAGUUAUCAUGGAGUUUUCAAACCAGUAAUUCAAGCAGUAGUUGAAAAUUAUAAUCCAUCAGCUAUCGUUCUUCAAUGUGGGGCAGAUUCUUUAGGGUCAGACAGACUUGGAUGCUUCAAUUUAAGUUUUGAUGGACACGGAGAAUGUGUCAGACUAGUCAAAAGUCUCAAUUUGCCAACUUUGGUACUUGGCGGAGGUGGAUAUACUUUAAGAAACGUGGCUAGAUGUUGGACUUUUGAAACGGCAAUUUUGGUUGGAAGGGAUGGGGAGAUUUCUAAUGAAAUUCCGGACAAUUCUGAAUAUUUGGAAUAUUUUGCGCCCGAAUUUACUUUGAGAAGUGAUUUGCCUAAAAGAAUUGAAAAUAUGAAUAGUAAAGAGUAUUUGUCUGCCAUAAAAACUGAGGUUGUUGAAAACAUUAAAUUAGUGCGUAAUUCCCCAGCAGUCCAAAUACAGCCAAUACCUGACGAUUCUUUGGAUUUACAUGAAUUGGACUCGAUUAGACGGGAAAUGCAGGGAAGUUGA
Molecule: messenger RNA, 825 nt
Organism: Meloidogyne enterolobii
Lineage: Eukaryota; Metazoa; Nematoda; Chromadorea; Rhabditida; Meloidogynidae
Source: the annotation of a GenBank genome assembly